Messenger RNA from Drosophila busckii, 3553 nucleotides. It is a transcript of the gene Pdzd8, whose product is annotated as PDZ domain-containing protein 8. Bases 314 to 3373 code for a protein of 1019 amino acids. The transcript has 7 exons. Lineage: Eukaryota; Metazoa; Arthropoda; Insecta; Diptera; Drosophilidae. The record is from RefSeq and is a predicted model, not a curated record. Gene Ontology annotation, biological process: mitochondrial calcium ion homeostasis. Gene Ontology annotation, molecular function: protein binding; lipid binding. Gene Ontology annotation, cellular component: mitochondria-associated endoplasmic reticulum membrane contact site.
UGAGAGUAGUAGCCAACGUUAAUUAUAAAGCUAGUCGCAACUGUAGAAUAAAAAUGUAUAUAGCUUAAUGCAUGCGUUGAAAAAUGGAAAUGGACGGCUUGAGUAGCUAGCAAACAAAAUAAUAACAACAAAAUUUAACUGGCGGCCCCCACUGACAAUGUCUGUUGCGACUUUGCUACAUAUACAUAUAUAUAUGUGUGUGUAUGUGUAUGUAUGCAUGUGUGUAUAUAAUCGACAAGACUGAAUAAACAAAAGAAACGAGCAGAAACGAAAAGUAUUUGCCUAUUGAAUAUUGGGAACUAGUGGCUUGAACAUGGAGAUACCCAUAUCCAAUAUCCUGCUGCUUUGUCUAAUAUUUCUGUUAAUUGGCGGCGUUAUCAUGAUACUGCUGCAGUAUCUGAUAUUCAUCAAGUUCUCCAAUCUGCCCGACGAGAGCGAGGAGCAGAAGCAAAUGAAUGCCAAGUAUACGCUGCCCCAGAACAUUAAGCACACUGCGCGGCAUCUGAAGACGCAAAUUGAGGGCAACAACUGCGAGCACAAGGAUAACCAUGCACAGGACUCCUCGGCCUUGGCCUCGCUAAACUUUGUCAUGCAGUUUCUGUUUCACGAAUUCAAGAACUCCAAUCGUGUGCGCAAAUGGUUCUAUCGCAAGCUUUCCAUUGAGCUGGACGAGCUCAUUACCAAAACCACCACAGGCAAGCUGCUGGACAAGCUAACGAUCAAGGAGCUGGAGCUGGGCGAUCAGUUUCCGGACAUUAAAUCAAUGUCGGUGCACAAUGUGCAGCUGGACGAGGCGGAGCAGCGCAUUGAGAAUCUGGACUUGCUGCUGGAUAUUAAUUAUAUAGGCAACUUUUCCACCUCCAUUGAUGCGGACAUGGUGCUGGGCAAAAAGGGCUCCAUUAUGCUGAAGGUUAAACAGCUUUCGGGCAUGGCGCGUCUGCAGUUUACGCGACGUCCGUAUACGCAUUGGUCGCUCAGCUUUCUGGGCGAUCCGGAGCUGAAUUUGGUCAUCGAGUCCAAGUACCAGGGCCGCCAAAUGCAGUCGAACAUCACCAAUCUCAUCUCCAAUCAAAUCCGCAAGGCUGUGCGCCGCAAGCACACGCUGCCCAACUACAAGCUGCGCUACAAGCCCUUCUUCCACUGGACCGCCGACGAGGAGGCCAACGACUGUGACAUUCAACCCAAUGGCCGGCUGACGGUGCGUGUGGCGGAGCUGUCGCGUCUGAUGCAUUGGCCUGGCGUCGCCGAAGUCUACUGCAGCAUUACGCUGGCGCCUGUGCCGUUUAUUGAGGCGCAGCAGCGGGAUAAUCGCCAUGUGCUCAUCACACUGGAUGUGCUUGUGCACAAGGCGAAGAAUCAACAGAUUGGCAUUGUGUUCAAGCAGAGCAGCGGUCAGGCGGUCAAGAUUGAGUCGGUGUUGCCCAAUACGCCCGCCUGCAAAUCAAAUCUGCAGAGCGGCGACGCACUGGUUGCCAUUCAGGGCAAACCCGUGAGCAGCAUUCAGCAGAUAGCCAAGGUGGUCAAGAAUCUGCAGUCGACAGUUUGCAGUCUGCGCAUUGAGCGGCUUAUCCCUGGAAUUAUACGCAACGAUGCCAUACUGGAGGAUCUGGAGAAGUAUGACGAUCUCUGCGAUAUGCGACAGCAGCAGCAGCAACAGCGGCUGGAGAGCGAGGAGCAGCUGACGGCUGAGCUGAGCGCCAAGCAUUUGGCAGUCAAGGCACGCGGCUCCAACGACUCCAGUCUGAGCGGCACGCCCACCAACUCGCCCAAGAAGUCCAACAUCAUAGCCAAGGCCAUCAAGAAGACCAUGAGUCGAGAGAGUCCAGACACGCAGAAGGACAGAGAGCUGAGGGAGAAGCCCAAAGUGGAGGAGGCCAGCGUAGCGCUCGAGGAGGUCAACUACUUCUAUCAGCACUCCACCAUAGACUGCGCCUUCAAGGAGCUCAUCCACAUGGACGAUGUCUGCCACUUUCAGCUGGACGCCAACAGUCGUUACCUCAAUGUCUGCGUCUUUGGCAAAUGCGCGGGCGAACGCGUGCUCCUGGGCUACAACAACAUACAGAUCAGUCAGGUGCUCGGCGAAUGCAGCGAGACGAGCCUCAAUCAGUGUCUCAAGCAGCUGGCGCUGAAUCCAGCAGCGCUUAUCAACAGCAAGACGCAUGUGCUGUCCAAUCAGUCGGGCUUUAAUCCGAAUCUGUGCUUUGGCGACAUCACCUUUGGCUUCUCCUGGCUGGGCAAUCCCAAUGCGACAGCAAGCGACAGUUCAGCUGCAGCCAAGAGCAGCAGCAGCAGCAGCAGCGGCAAAUCCCAAUCGCCAGCCAGAAAUCAGGCGAGUGCUGUAGGCGCGCAGGACGAGCUGAGUGCUGGUGGGGAUAGCAACUCGUUGAAGUCGGGCACUCUGUCAGCGGAUAGCGCCAUCUCGAGCGGCACACGUUCGAGCGAUGCGUCUGUGUCCAAGGCGCACAAUUUUAUACGCACGCAUUUCCAUCGUGCCACACAGUGCGACUUUUGUGGCAAGAAGAUCUGGCUGAAGGAUGCCAUGCAGUGCAAGGACUGCGCCUUCUGCUGCCACAAGAAAUGCAUUGCCAAGUGCCAGAUUGCCACAGUCUGCGGGCCAGUUGACUGCAUAAGCGUUGGAGCCAUUAGCACACAGCCCGGUGGCAACUCAGUAGUGGUCAACAAGCCGGAGUUUACAAUCACGCAGGCGGACUACGAGGAGGACUUUGAGGGCGGCAGAGAGGAGUCACCGAUGGAGCCAGCGCUCGAUGUGCAUCGCGCCAGCCUUACGGGCAUGUUGGCCCAAGGCAUCAAGCGGCAGGCGAGCAACUUGGACAUACCCGGCAUAGUGUCCACGCUCACCGGCACCGGCAGCAGCUCGCCACAGUUGAAUUCCAAAAGCUUGCCGCCCAGCCCACAGCACACGCCGUGCUCACGCAAAGUUUCCAUUUCGGAGGAGGCCACAGCAUUGUCCAAUCGCAGCAGCAGUGUGAAUCCGUUUGAGCUGGUCACGCCGCAGCUGGCGGCACUUGGCGCCGAGUGCACCACAUUGAGCUAUGAGCAGGUCAGUCUGCUGACCGAGCCGAUACUGCGGCAUGCACGUCACGAGGAUUUGAUGAAUCUGGCCAAGAGCUACAGCAAGCAGCUCUAUGCCGAGUCGCCGCCCACAGAGCGUGUACACAAAAUCAAUGAACUGCUUACGAACCUGAAGCUGGCACUGGAUGCCGAGACUGAGGGCUAUAGCGAUGCCGAGGAGGCCACCAGUCAGCAGCACAGAAUGGAAAGCAAGUCCGAGGAGCGUGUCCAGGCGCUGAGCAUUAUCAUGUUGUAUCUAUGCACGGGACUGCAGCAUGCCCAGGGCAGUGUUAACGCUUAAAUGGCAAAACGUACGCAUACUUAUUUAUUAGACUGUACUCGUAAUUGUGUUAGUGAGAACCUACAAAGCAUACAUACACAUACACAUAUACAUUAACUAUAUGUAUAUGCAUUUUAUAGAUUCUGUGUUGUGGCUUCGAUUUAUGUUCACACAUAUUGAUAUGUCGUAUACUUAAUUUAC